UUUACUGAGUCCCUUCUUCAGGUAACGUUAAUCUUUGGGGAGUCGGGGACUGGUCGCACUAAUUUAAAUAUUGUUGUAUCGUAGCCGUGGUUGAACGCUGCGCUAUAUUAAUACGCUUGAGAAUUAUGAUGUAAUUUUCAAUGCCUAACAGGUUAAUUCCGUUUGGACAACUCGCGAUCUGACGGCUUGGUAACGCGAGGAGCCGAAUGUCGUUCAAAUGACGGUUGAACAGCCAGUGAGGAGCAACAUCAUCCGCUGAGAUGUGUUAGCUUGUUGACAGCUAACGUUAGUCAACAAGCUAAUGUAGUUAAUUAGCGUAGCUAAGACCCCUGAUUUAUCGAAAGUGACACCAUGGCAUGAUAAUAUAGUAUUUGUUAGUCAAUAUAUCCCCUGUAGGGGAUGCUUAGUUUUAAACGAAUGCGUUGGGCAACAUAUUAUGUGAGGAGGAUUAUCUGAGGACUUUCGAGUUAGCUUAGUUCGAUAGCUGGAAUCAUUUUAGUACCCAAGUGAUUUGUCAGUGUCACUCCAGCUUGCUCUUUGUUGGGGCUUGGCUUGUGGUUAAACGUGUUCUUGAGGUUGCAUCUAUACGUUACUCCCCUACCGCUAUACUCUUAGUCACUCUUUUUGUUUUUGUUUUUAAAAAUGAAAAACUGUGAGUAUCGACAAAUAGACCUACGAGCGCUCAGAACAUCGACCACCCGGACCUCCACCAACAAAACCUUGCAGCGUGUACGGAGGAAAUGGGAGGUUUUCCCUGGAAAAAACCGCUUCUACUGUGAUGGGCGUAUUAUGUUGGCCAGGCAGUGUGGUGUGCUCCCGCUGACCAUCGUCCUUAUUUUCAUGACCAGUGGCCUUUUCUUCAGAUUUGAUUGCCCCUUUCUGGUGCAUCACCUCACGGUCUUCAUUCCAGUUAUUGGUGGGGUGUUAUUUUUAUUUGUCGUCAUCACCCUCCUUCAAACCAGUUUGACAGACCCAGGGAUUUUACCCAGGGCUUUGCCGGAUGAGGCUGCAGACAUUGAGAAGCAGAUUGAUAAUUCUAGAUCUUCAACAUACCGUCCACCUCCCCGCACUAAGGAGAUCCUAAUAAAUGACCAGGUGGUCAAGCUUAAAUACUGCUUCACAUGCAAGAUGUUUCGUCCGCCUCGGACAUCCCAUUGCAGCCUGUGUGACAACUGUGUUGAGCGGUUCGACCAUCAUUGUCCUUGGGUGGGGAACUGUGUUGGGAAGAGAAACUAUCGUUUUUUUUACGCAUUCAUAGUGUCACUAUCCUUUCUGACCUCCUUUAUCUUUGGCUGUGUGAUUACUCACCUCACAUUAAUCAGGUCUGAAGCAGGUUUGUUCUCUUAUCAGUUACUCUCAUCAACAGGAUCACAAAGAGUGAAUGGUAUCAUCCAGGCAAUAAAGGAGAGCCCGGCCAGUGUUGUCGAGCUAGUCAUUUGUUUUUUCUCCAUCUGGUCCAUUCUGGGUCUGUCAGGUUUCCAUACUUAUCUUGUGGCCUCCAAUCUCACAACCAACGAAGAUAUCAAAGGCUCUUGGUCCAGUAAAAGAGGAGAAGAAUCAGGGAAUCCAUACACCUAUAACAACAUCUUCACAAACUGCUGUGUGGUGCUUUGUGGGCCGAUGCAACCCAGCUUGAUUGACAGAAGAGGCUUUUUACCUCCAGAUGACGCACCUCCUAUUGUGACCUCUGACACUGAGCUCCCUCAUUUCAUGGCUAAGAAGGACACAAAUAUGUGCACACAGGGCACAAAGGAGCUUUUAGAAUCCGUGGCACACUCCGCAGUGAUCCAGAGCACCUGCACUCCGGGUACACCUAAAACCACCGCAGUCACCCAAGAGAGUCUACCAAGUACCUUCUCUAUCACUGUCUCUCCCUCCAGCAAGUCUCCUUCUGCUGGCUGCUCAAUUGAUGUUCCCUGCUCCCAGAGAGGGAACAAACAGGCUGCUCUUCACAACCAUAAAACCAUGUUGCGUGUAUCCAGCCCUCCCUUCUCUCUUGGCCACAGUCCGAUCAUUCUUAGUGAUGCUCCCGACAUGGGCUUUAUCCCACUUAACUGAGCACAGUUCCCCUGCCACCAGCAGCCUGGUGCAAACACUGUCAAACACUUUGAGAACAGCAUCACACCUUUUAAGAAACUGUACUGUGCAUACUACACUCAGGAUCCUCUCAGGAAACACGGCAUCUUUCAACAAAUGGGAAUAAGCCUACAUUGACUUCUUAAAUGACGGAUUUGGAGAUUUUUUAUUUAUUUUUUGUUCCGUUAACAGCAACAUACACCUUGUGGAGAGAACACCUUCAGAUGAUCAGUGUUUAACAGAACCUCAAGUUUGUUUUUUAAGCCUUUUGCCGUCUAUUUAGACCUAAUGCAAUAAUUAUAUUCUUUGAAAGGUCACUUAAGUCUAAAAAAAGCCUUACUUUAGAGUCACUUCUGUUCAUUUUAUGUGGUGUUAAAGACCCUCUACAUUAAAGUCAUUGUUGGUAAAAAAAAAAAAA
Messenger RNA from Carassius auratus (goldfish), 2494 nucleotides. Its product is annotated as palmitoyltransferase ZDHHC18-like. The record is from RefSeq and is a predicted model, not a curated record. The coding region runs from base 643 to 2058 and encodes 471 amino acids. Lineage: Eukaryota; Metazoa; Chordata; Actinopteri; Cypriniformes; Cyprinidae. Gene Ontology annotation, biological process: peptidyl-L-cysteine S-palmitoylation; protein targeting to membrane. Gene Ontology annotation, cellular component: Golgi apparatus; endoplasmic reticulum. The transcript is spliced from 9 exons. Gene Ontology annotation, molecular function: protein-cysteine S-palmitoyltransferase activity.